GGCCAAUCCACCGGCAGCGGGGCGGGAUUUUCCUGCACCACGUCCCGAGUUUUCCAACUUCCAUAUCCAACAAUCCCGCCGCGUCGCGUCGCGUCGGGGCACCAUGGAGUAGGGAUGUGGACGGACGGGGGUAGCACACAGCGAAGUUCAGACGCCGACUAACGCGAUUGUGGAAUUGUUGGGAACCAUCAACGGACUAACGGAAAUCACUGGGAGCGGACUCUCGGUUCCUCGGUGAGUAAAGAUGAUGGCUGAUGCCAGCGACAUGUUGGCGGCCGCCUUGGAGCAGAUGGACGGCAUUAUAGCAGGCUCCAAGACUCUGGACUACUCCAAUGGGAUGUACGACUGUCAGUCCCCCACCUCUCCUUUCAUGGGCAGCCUGCGGGCGCUGCACCUUUUGGAGGACCUUCGGAGUGUCCUGGAGUUGAUGGACACGGAGGAACGGGAGAGUCUGCGCUGCCAGAUCCCCGACUCCACAGCUGACAGUCUGGUCGAGUGGCUCCAUGGUCACUUGUCCAACGGGCACAUCUCUCUGAGUGGCUCUGACCACUACCAGGAGAGGCUUUCCCGAAUAGAAUGUGAUAAGGAGUCACUAGUUCUUCAGGUGAGCGUGCUGACGGACCAGGUGGAGGCUCAGGGAGAAAAGAUUCGAGACCUGGACAUGUGCUUGGAUGAGCACAGGGACAAACUCAACGCCACUGAGGAGAUGCUACAACAGGAGAUUCUGUGCAGAACUACGCUGGAGACGCAGAAGCUAGAACUGAUCUCCGAAGUGUCCAACCUGAGGCUGAAGCAGAAUACCUUGGAGAAGGACAGACUUGAUUUUGAUGAUAGAUUUAGAGAUAGUGAGGAUUUGAUUCUUGAAAUUAACGAACUGCGGUACAGAUUGACAGAGCUGGAGAGUGAAAAAGUACAGUACGAAAAGAAACUCAAAUCCACAAAGUCACUAAUGGCCAAGCUUUCUAGCCUGAGAAUCAAAAUGGGCCAGAUGCAGUAUGAGAAACAGAGGAAGGAGCACAAACUCCAGGCUAUGAAGGAGGAGCUGGCCGCGAUGAGGUGGCAGCUGGAGGGCAAAGACGGAGAGACGAGGAGACUACAGGACGAGACGGGCUUCAGAGCCAUCGCCUCGAGCAGUUCAGAUCCUGCGGAGAGAGUCUCUCAUCCAGAUGAAACUCUUAGAAAGAGGCUGAAAGAAAAACAUGUGGAAGUGCAGAGAAUGAAAAAGGCAGUUGAGUCGUUGAUGGCAGCCAAUGAAGAAAAGGAUCGUAAGAUCGAUGACCUGAAGCAGUCGCUGCUGCGUUAUAAGAAAGUUCAAGAGAUGGUGAUGUCAGUGCAGGGGAAGAAAGAGAAAAGCAAAGACACUGAACACAUGGGCAGUAAUGGUGAUGAGUCCAUUGCAUUCUUCUCAAACAUCCCGGAGUUCAUGGAGUCCGAAAAGUAUGACGUUACAGAUGGGGAACAACUGAAAAGUAGGAGCCCAGAUGAGUUGGAGAUCCUCAAUGGACUGAGUGAAGAGCCUUCCCCCACACCGAGCCCUUCAGAUCCAGAAGGAGUAUUAGAAGCAGCAGAUGUAGAAAGCUGCCAUGAUGCUGCACAGACUGGCAGCCGGGAGCAUCUGGAGAGGAGCAAUAAUCAAAAGAAUGCCGGUGCAGAGACGAGUGAAAAGCCGCCGAUGGGUCCCUCCGCCACCUCGCCCGCAAGCACAGAGGAUGAAAGCUUUGGUUCCAGAAAGGCUCGUCCUCUUUGAAAGGGCUUCUUCAAGCUCCGUGGGGCCAAGAAACACCACCCCACCCCACAUGAAGACCGCAGCCGGAGUGCAAGUGCGCCUAUGCUAGCUGAAAUGGAGCGCCAGGGCACCGACCAUCUGGAUCUGGCCGGGCUGCCACAGAGGUCAGCUAACAGCGACAGUACAAACACGCUGUCUACGACUCCAGAGAGCAGGAAAAAAUCAGAGGGAAUAAAGAAACUCUUUGGGAAGCUAAAAAGGAGUCAGUCUACUACAUUUAACCUGGAUGACAACCUACCAGAAGGUGACUUCAAGAGAGGCGGAGUGCGAGCCACAGCAGGACCCAGAUUGGGUUGGUCUCGUGACCUCAAAACCGCAAACAAUGACGUCGAUGCUCCUUUUGCACGCUGGUCAAAGGAUCAGGUGUGUGACUGGCUGCAGGGGCAGGGUCUUGGCCUUCAUGUGAACAUGGCUCGCGGAUGGAUCUCCUCUGGGCAGACGCUGCUGCAGGCCUCACAGCAAGACCUGGAGAGGGAGCUUGGCAUCAAACACCCGCUGCACAGAAAGAAGCUGCAGCUGGCUCUGCAAGCACUGGGCUCCGAGGAGGACGACAAUAAGGGAAAGCUGGACUACCACUGGGUGACGAGAUGGCUGGAUGACAUUGGUCUGCCUCAGUACAAGACCCAAUUUGAUGAGGGGAGGGUGGAUGGUCGCAUGCUGCACUACAUGACAGUGGAUGACCUGCUUUCUCUGAAAGUAGGGAGUGUUCUGCAUCACCUCAGUAUCAAGAGAGCCAUCCAAGUGCUCAGACUCAACAACUAUGAGCCCAACUGCUUGCGUCGUAGGCCGUCUGACGAGAACAACAUUUCUCCAGCGGAGAUUUCCCAGUGGACCAACCACAGGGUCAUGGAGUGGCUGCGGUCUGCAGACCUGGCCGAAUACGCUCCCAACCUGCGAGGCAGCGGCGUGCACGGCGGCCUGAUGGUUCUGGAGCCACGGUUCAACGUGGAGACCAUGGCUUUGCUGCUGAACAUCCCCCCCAACAAGACGUUGCUGCGCCGUCACCUGGGCACACAUUUCAACCUGCUCAUUGGCUUAGAGGCCCAGCAGCUCAAACAGGAGUGUCUAGAAAACCCGGACUAUACUCUGCUGACGGCCACCACUAAGGUCAAGCCAAGAAAACUGUCAUUUGGUAACUUCGGCAGUAUUAGGAGAAAAAAGCAGGAUGAGACAGAGGAGUAUGUGUGUCCGAUGGAUGUGGAGAUGCCAAAGGGACGAAGCUUUCAGAAAGGCUUUGAGCUCCAAAUCUACGAGGAUGACCUUGACAGGCUAGAGCAGAUGGAGGACUCUGAAGGAACUGUGAGACAGAUCGGAGCGUUCUCUGAGGGUAUUCAAAACCUCACGAGCAUGCUGAAAGAUGAUGAAUUCUUCAAAGAGGCUUCAAAUUCACCAAACCCGAGUGUAACGGAUGAGGACUCCAACGCAUGAGACCCGGUUCCCUUGUGACUGGAACGCUGUGCCAAUACUUCUCCCGUUGCACACAGACUUCCCUCGACAAACCCCAACAACACUCUUUUCUUCUUAGUGUUACGUUCAAAGACGAGCCAAGAGUAUUGCAAUGUUUUAUGCUUUUUAUUUUUCAUUUUUAAACAUUGGUGUCUUGACAACCUACAGUCCAGCAGCCACUAUCACUCCUGGUCGUUGUCUCGGUUACUGUCGUCUGAUGAAAGCUGGGGAACCUUUGGGGCAACCCCACUGCUCGCCUGCCAGCUGGUUUCUGGAGUUGUUUACUGCCACAGUUCUAUUUCUGAUAGAACAGAGGUGUCAACCAGCAGAAGAAAAUAUGCCAAUAUAGAUUUUAAUAUAUGUCUUUUUAAAUUCCUUUCUGACUUUAGAACUAUUAAAGAAAGAAGUGAUGUGCUGAGAAGAUUUGCCCAGCUUUAGAAGUUGGUGUAAAGUAAUAACUCCAAACGGCUGCUACGUUUUCUACAGAACUAAAUCUUGCUAAUUACAUGGGAAUUGUCAUAUAUUUGAUCCUACACUGAACAUUUAACAGGUGUUCACUCAAAAGUAAUAUUCUACAUGUAUUUGCACCGAUACAUAUCAUACAGCACAACUUGUAAUGACAUGGUAUUGAAAUUCCACACAUUUACAGUUUAUUAACUUUUUGUUUAUUUCUUGCUAUAAACAAACUUUAAUUGAAUACAAGUUUUGGAAAGUGUUAUUAUUCAGAACUGUGAUCUAACAUUAUGUCACAUUUUUUUCCAAAUACUAUUGUCAUAAUACAACCCUUUAAAUGUUUUUUUUACAUUUGUUUUCUUAGAUCAAUAAAGUUAUUUAAAUGUUUCAAUUUGUCAAAAGUUGCGGUACAGGUGCAAAGAUUUGUCUAUUUAGUUUCCUGAGCAAAAAUCUGAUUAUCAAACUAGUCAACAAUUCAAAUUUGGUUAAAUGAAGGUUUGAUGAACCUGGAGACAAAUGGCAGCAGUGGAAUCAUCACGUCAUUGAAAACAUCUUAUAACCUCAGAGUCCUGAUCAAUCAAUGCCAUGUGUAAGUUUGUAACAAUAUUAUCAAAAACUGCUUCAUUGGGAACAUGUGAGCACAACAUUUGUGCAAGUUUUGUUUAAUUAUUAAACAACAGAUGUUACAAAUACUUGGAUGUGAGAAGUUUAACUAGUACUGAGCAGAAUUUGCUUGAGGAACAUGCGACACGGGUCUUAUGGGUCAGCAACCCCAAAGCAGCAAAUUAAAGAUAAAUAAAUGAUAUCAAAGUGCACGUAUUCUAACGAGCUUUGGGCUCCAACUAGAUAGUACUCUUGUCCCCAUGUGGGGGACGACCUGCCGUUUUAGUGCUUCGCUCCAUUGUUUCGUUGCUUUUAACGACAGCCCUAAUUCAGGUCGUAAAUGCCGCGCAUUUAAAGAAACGCGGUUAGGGUCUCUGGACCGACAUCAGUCGUCUGCAAUUGUAGUUCGCGAACACAUCUGGCAGAACCGCGUUCAGUCCGUGAGCUGGAGCGCCCUCUAUUGGCUGUGCAGCCCAAACGUAAACACCACAGCGAGUUGGUUCAGGUUUGCGCAUGCGCAAUAAAAAGUUACGAAAAUCAGGUUUGGACUUUACUGUCAGUGAAGGACUCAGCAGUCUGAGCUGUAGUUGUGGAAGAGGCAUCAUGGCUGCAAGGUUCUGUGGGCUCCUGGUCCUCCUCACUGUGUGUGUCGGUGGACUCAAUGCAUCGAGACUAGCUGUUGACCAGGAGCUGUCUGAUAUUUUCGACGAGCUGUGGAGGUUGGAUAAGAACCGCCUGACUCCUGUGACGGACUACAACAUCUCUGUUCAGGGUAGAGCCAGCUUUGUAAACCCAGGCAGCCACGUUGUGCGAGAUUAUGCUCUACAGCCUCUGUUCUCCGAUGUUAACGAGAACAAACUGGCCAACACAACCACGUACUCCCGCUUCAUAAAACUCCUGAACAACUACGAGCGGUCCACAGGCGUCGCUGAGCAAGUCACGGCAGAGGAACGGACCGAGAUUGAUCUCUUCCUGGAUGCUGUCCUAGAGACAGAAGUCAUGAAGCGGGCUCAUCGGUACCUGGUGAGCAAAGCAAAGUCCAACUCUGACCUGAGGCGCUUUAAGAGUCAGCUGUAUUUAAUCUGGUUCAACUUCUACCACCGGCAGAGAAACGCAGGCCUGGACUCCUGUGGGUUCGAGCAUGUGUUUGUUGGAGAGACGAGAUCUGGAACAGAAAUUAUCGGUUUUCACAACUGGAUCCAGUUCUACCUGCAGGAAAAAAGCACACACUUGGACUACAAAGGAUACAAGGGCAGGAACUUUGACCUACCCGAUCAAGACGACCACGUUCUGAACCUCCAGUUCAGCUGGCAUGGUUUGGUGAAGCCCGUUGGCAGCACCUUCAUCGGGACCAGCCCGGAGUUUGAGAUGGCGAUCUUCACCAUCGUCUUCCUCAGGAGCACGGAACGGAGCACCACGGUGCUGGUCAACAUUGACCAGUGUCAGAUGGAGCUGGUGGUCAUCAGACAUGGACGCUCCCUCGGGACGGCGUACCCAAAGCUGCUUAGCAGCAACAGCAGACAUGUUGGGCAGCAGCACUCGCGCUGAUGUGCUACUCACUUCAAUAUGUUCAUGCACGACGGGCUGAGGUACAAACUGGGGUUUAGACCACAGACCUUCUUAGUAUAGCACCUAGAUGUUUAAACAUCUCAUAUUUUAUCAGAACCACUGUAAACAUGAUUCAUUUAUGAUGAAAAUGCGAUUUCAAUAAAAGUGAUGGGUGUUUUUUAAAGUCAACAAUUAAUUAAAUGUCCUGUAAUUUAACCUGUGUAAUGCAUUAAAAUAAUAUACUAAUUUAAUUGAAUUGGCUGUGAGUAUGUGGAAGAAACGCUAAAAUCCUAUCAACAAAUUGCUAAUUUUGAGUAAUCAGUGUGAGAAUUAGUGUUGCAUUAUCAAUAUAUUAAUAUGAGUCCCUCAAUACUGACCGUUAAUUGGACAUUUUAGUACUGGAGACCGGAGUACACUGCAAUAAAGACAAAUUGGACGAGA
Molecule: messenger RNA, 6277 nt
Organism: Gasterosteus aculeatus aculeatus (three-spined stickleback)
Lineage: Eukaryota; Metazoa; Chordata; Actinopteri; Perciformes; Gasterosteidae
Source: RefSeq, a predicted model, not a curated record